Molecule: messenger RNA, 4217 nt
Organism: Echinops telfairi (small Madagascar hedgehog)
Lineage: Eukaryota; Metazoa; Chordata; Mammalia; Afrosoricida; Tenrecidae
Gene: CPSF2
Product: cleavage and polyadenylation specific factor 2
Exons: 16
Coding region: 196-2535 (779 amino acids)
Biological process (GO): mRNA 3'-end processing by stem-loop binding and cleavage
Cellular component (GO): mRNA cleavage and polyadenylation specificity factor complex
Molecular function (GO): RNA binding
Source: RefSeq, a predicted model, not a curated record
AGGAAGUCCUGGUGGCAUUGUCGAGGAAGUGUUGAACUACUAACCUUAAGGUCCGUGGUUCAAAUCUAACAGCCGCUCCAGGAAAGAGAUUUGUACAGAAGUCUUCCUCGGAAUUCAUGGUGUUUUAUCAGAUAAACAACUAGUAUAUCAAACCUUUUGGAUUGUUUUGGGACACCACUCCCCCUUCCCCCCAAAAUGACAUCAAUUAUCAAAUUAACUACCCUCUCUGGGGUCCAAGAAGAGUCUGCUCUUUGCUAUCUUCUGCAAGUUGAUGAAUUUAGGUUUUUAUUGGACUGUGGCUGGGAUGAGCACUUUUCUCUGGAUAUUAUAGAUUCCCUGAGGAAGCAUGUUCACCAGAUUGAUGCUGUCCUGUUGUCCCACCCCGACCCCCUCCACCUCGGGGCGCUCCCGUACGCUGUUGGGAAACUAGGUCUGAACUGUGCUAUCUACGCCACCAUCCCCGUGUACAAAAUGGGGCAGAUGUUCAUGUAUGAUCUCUAUCAGUCUCGACACAAUACAGAAGAUUUCACACUCUACACCUUAGAUGACGUUGACGCUGCCUUUGAUAAAAUACAGCAGCUGAAAUUCUCUCAGAUUGUGAACUUGAAAGGCAAAGGACAUGGCUUAUCUAUCACACCUCUGCCAGCUGGCCAUAUGAUUGGUGGAACCAUAUGGAAAAUAGUCAAAGAUGGAGAAGAAGAAAUUGUUUAUGCGGUUGACUUCAACCACAAGAGGGAGAUCCACUUAAAUGGAUGUUCCUUGGAAAUGCUAAGCAGACCCUCUCUACUUAUCACAGAUUCAUUUAAUGCUACUUACGUGCAGCCCAGGCGAAAACAGAGAGACGAGCAACUUCUGACCAACGUCCUGGAGACCCUUCGAGGCGAUGGAAAUGUAUUAAUAGCAGUGGACACUGCGGGCCGAGUUUUGGAACUUGCUCAACUGCUUGAUCAAAUUUGGAGAACUAAAGAUGCAGGACUGGGUGUCUACUCACUGGCGCUCCUCAACAAUGUCAGUUACAAUGUGGUGGAGUUUUCAAAGUCCCAGGUAGAAUGGAUGAGUGACAAGUUGAUGAGAUGUUUUGAAGACAAAAGAAAUAACCCAUUCCAGUUUCGCCACCUCUCCUUAUGCCAUGGCCUCACUGACCUGGCUCGAGUACCGAGCCCCAAAGUUGUCCUGGCCAGCCAACCUGACCUGGAAUGUGGAUUUUCAAGGGACCUCUUUAUUCAGUGGUGUCAAGACCCUAAAAACUCAAUCAUUCUAACAUACAGAACUACUCCUGGGACUUUAGCCCGUUUCUUGAUUGAUAACCCUUCUGAAAAAAUUACAGAGAUAGAGUUGCGGAAACGUGUGAAACUUGAAGGGAAGGAACUGGAGGAAUACUUGGAAAAAGAGAAGCUGAAGAAAGAGGCGGCUAAGAAACUUGAGCAGGCAGAUAUAGAUUCCAGCGAUGAGAGUGAUGUUGAAGAAGAUAUCGAUCAGCCUUCGGCUCAUAAGACUAAGCAUGAUCUGAUGAUGAAGGGCGAAGGUAGUCGUAAAGGAAGUUUCUUUAAACAGGCGAAAAAGUCCUAUCCUAUGUUUCCUGCUCCAGAAGAAAGAAUCAAAUGGGACGAGUAUGGGGAGAUUAUCAAACCAGAGGACUUCUUAGUGCCAGAACUUCAAGCUACCGAAGAAGAAAAAAGCAAAUUAGAAUCUGGCUUGACAAAUGGAGAUGAGCCCAUGGAUCAGGAUUUAUCCGAUGUUCCUACUAAGUGUAUUUCCAUGACGGAGUCCAUUGAAAUAAAAGCCAGGGUUACUUACAUAGACUAUGAAGGCCGCUCCGAUGGGGAUUCCAUCAAAAAAAUCAUUAAUCAGAUGAAACCUCGCCAGCUGAUUAUCGUCCAUGGCCCCCCAGAGGCCAGUCAGGACCUCGCGGAGUGCUGCCGUGCCUUUGGUGGGAAGGACAUUAAAGUGUACAUGCCCAAGCUGCACGAGACAGUGGACGCCACGAGUGAAACGCACAUCUACCAGGUGCGACUGAAAGACUCACUGGUCAGCUCCCUUCAGUUUUGUAAGGCCAAAGAUGCCGAGCUAGCUUGGAUUGAUGGUGUCCUGGACAUGAGAGUCUCCAAAGUGGACACAGGGGUUAUUUUAGAAGAAGGCGAACUGAAGGAUGAUGGCGAAGAUUCAGAAAUGCAAGUGGACGCGACUUCAGACUCUAGCGUAAUAGCACAGCAAAAGGCCAUGAAAAGUCUGUUUGGGGACGACGAGAAAGAGACCGGUGAAGAAAGCGAGAUCAUUCCCACGCUGGAGCCCUUGCCGCCUCACGAGGUUCCUGGACAUCAGUCGGUGUUUAUGAAUGAACCGAGGCUCUCGGACUUCAAGCAAGUUCUUUUACGAGAGGGGAUUCAAGCUGAAUUUGUUGGUGGGGUCCUGGUGUGCAACAAUCAAGUGGCAGUCCGCAGGACGGAAACGGGACGCAUUGGAUUAGAAGGCUGCCUUUGUCAAGAUUUUUAUAGGAUAAGAGACCUUUUGUAUGAACAGUAUGCCAUUGUAUAAAGGUUGUGAUGUCAUAAAGUGUCUGUUUGACCUUUUGAAGAAAAAAGGGGGAGUCUUACUCUAAGGUUUUACUUUGUAACAUACAAAAAGGACCGGCCAGAAAAACAUGACGUCUAAGAUUUUCAGUAAUGUAAAUAAGGUAUCAUUUUGCUAAUGCUCAAAAGAGCAUUUGUUCCUUUUAGCUUUCAGAGUGAGAGGUGUCCUCGUCCCAGAGCUGAAGAUGCUGGGUCUCCUUUGCAGACCCUUCACUCGGAGAGGGACUGUUGCCUUGAAGAAAACAAUGCAACUUAGCAAACCAGUUCAUGGCCUUAGAGAAACGUGCUUGCAGGCGCCUUGCAGAUGGUUUCCUAUGUCUCCUGGGAUGAGAAGCGAGACUGCUUCAGCAAAGAAUUGCAACUAAAAGCCCAAACUGAUAAAACAGUUUUUUUGAGAUCCAGCUAUUAAAACAAACAAACAAACAGAUCCACGCUUGCACUGACUGUGCACAAAUGUAUAUUUGAAAUCUCACCUGUAACUGUUUCCACACAGACUGUGCCCCACCGUGCAGCUAGCAUGAAGGAGGAGUGCACGUUUGGUUCAGAAACCAAUUUUUAUUUCUCCCAUUUCUUGUUCUCAAGGCUUUUGUUGCCAAUCUGGAUUAGAACAGCAUCAACUGAGUAUAUAUAAUUUGUCAGAUUUUUCUGGAAAGUCUUUAAGUGUGUGGCAUAUGCUUUAGAUGUAUCUGAAUUGUCAGCUAGGCAUUGGAAACUCUGUUGUACUGUUUUAAGAAACGCUGCUUUAAGAAAGCAAAGGUUGACCCUCACACACUAUAAGGACGCGGUCAUUCUACAUGCACUGAUGUCUUUCUCAUGCCCCGAAGCCCAGAUGGUAGUACUCGUGUAAACCACCUGUGUUCAGAAAUAAAAAGGCAGAUGUUUGCCAUUUACACUGAACUUAUGUAAUGAAAGCCAUGUUGCCCUAUUGCAAUCUCUUACUGCUUUUAAAAGCAGCGGCUUACUCAUGGCAGACCCUGUUGUCUGUUUCUUAAAUAUAUAAACCCUCCUCUGUAUAUUAGCAUUCAGGAGAAUCAGUGUUUUCAUUUAACUUACAAUGGAACAAUGGAGAGUAGUACAACUCAGUGAUGGUUAAUAUUUCAUUCUUUUUCACAUUCUUAAAAAGUCACUAUUGCAGAUGAUAGUACGAAUGAUACCGAGAGCCAGAUUUAUAAAACAAUGCAACAGAAGAUGUGUAUUCAGAAUACAUUCCCUUUUCAGAGCCUUGGAAUUCUCUCUCUCUUCCCAUUUAAACUCACUAGUGUAGCGAGAAAGCCUAGAAUCCUGUUUAUAUUCCAGGGGAAAGAAAACUUGCAGUGGUUGAUGGUUUAAGGCUUCUAGUUAGACAAUGAAAUGCUGUGACUGAAGAUUUGUUCCCCUGGCCUUUGUACUGUAGUCUGAUGAACUGGAAUUGAAUUUGAAUGGGACAGUUUACAGAUGGCUGUGCUAACAAAUGUCAUUUCAAGAGCAAUACUGUUAACUGUUUCUAGAUGGCAGCAUUACUAACAUUUUGAAAAUGAAGGUAUUUGUGUGAGUCCCCGUGAGCUAUCAAAAAUGCUUCCAAAAGGACUGUGUGCUAAAUCAUGAGCUUAGAGGAGCUUUCAGAUCUUUAUUGUUUAAAAGUAAGAAUAAAUACAAAUGGACCACCCA